CGUUCAACAAUGUCACUCCCCCUUUCCACCAUGUUGGUUCAGGAAGUGGGCUGAGUCGAAGAAGGUUUCGAGUCCGACGGCUUAAACGCUUAAACGACAGCCUUCUAUUCCUUGCCAGCCGUUCCCCCCAAACAAAUUCAACAUCUUUAACAUUUAGCUUACAUGCUGGGCGGCUUUCUGCUCACUCGAGGAAGCCACUUUUCUUCGGAUUGUACCGUAUCACAGCGCCAGAUAUGGCUUCUCUGACGCAGAGAACCUCGGGCCUCGUCCAGCGGAGGACCGAGGCCACCCGUAGCGCCGCCGCCGAUAAGGAGAGGGAGCCCGACGGGGAGGAAGAGGACGCACGUCGCGGCGACGAGGAAGAGGACGACAAGGGGGACUCGAAGGAGACUAGAUUGACACUAAUGGAGGAGGUGUUGCUCUUGGGCCUCAAGGACCGAGAGGGCUACACAUCUUUCUGGAACGACUGUAUUUCCUCUGGCCUCCGAGGGUGCAUGUUGAUCGAGUUGGCUCUCAGGGGGAGGCUCCAGCUGGAGGCCUGCGGCAUGAGGAGAAAAAGUCUGCUCUCUCGGAAGGUGAUCUGCAAGUCUGACGCGCCUACAGGAGACGUGCUGCUGGAUGAGGCCUUGAAGCACAUUAAGGACACUCAGCCUCCAGAGACUGUCCAGAGCUGGGUAGAGCUGCUGAGCGGAGAGACCUGGAAUCCCUUGAAGCUGCACUACCAGCUGAGGAACGUCAGGGAACGUCUGGCCAAAAACCUGGUAGAGAAAGGUGUCCUCACUACAGAGAAACAGAACUUCCUGCUUUUUGACAUGACCACGCAUCCUCUCACCAACAGCACCAUCAAACAGCGUCUCGUCAAGAAAGUCCAGGACUCUGUUCUGGAGAAGUGGGUCAACGAUCCCCACCGCAUGGACAAGCGAGUGUUGUCACUGAUCUUCCUGGCCCACUCUUCAGACGUCCUGGAGAACGCUUUCGCUCCGCUGCAGGAUGAAGAGUACGACCUUGGCAUGAAGCGGUUGCACACCCUGCUGGAUCUGGAGCCGGAGAAGGAGAGCGCCAAGCCCAACACCAAUGAACUCAUGUGGGCCGUGGUGGCCGCCUUCACUAAAUGAGAUGGAAGAACCUUCUUUUUUCCCCCUCUUCUUCUUCUGUUUAUUUUUGUUUUCUUUUUUUAAAGCGAGCAGUCGGAACCUGAAGGACGUGUGUAUUAUUUAAUCGGCUUGAAGGACUUGACUUAAAAUAAGACAAUCUAGUUGGGUCAGGGGGUCCCCAUUCUUAUCCCAGUGCAAUCCCAAUUGGUGGUGGGCUUCACCCGGGUUAAGGUGGUGGUUGGGAACCUUCUCUACAUGAUCAUGGACACGACUCACCGAAGACGCGGAGGGAGAAAGCGGCGUCGGCGGUUGCCAUGGUGACUAUAUAUGAAGACUUCACAAGGAGGAAGUGUCAUCUCCUGUCACGUGCAAAACUUAAAAGACAGCCAAUCACGAGGCUGAAGACCAUGACGCCGUUGAUGUUUUUCAUGUCCCUGUCCACUUUGGAUUCUCCUUUCUCCCUCACGGCACUGAGGAGGAAAGAGAGGACCACUUGGUGCGUCUUUUAAGCGAGCGAGUCAGGCUCGAUUGGCCCUAAUUGGCCCCUGUGUAGGAUGUUAUUCCACGCUAGUUGUCAUUUGUUUCCUGCUUGUGCGAGCAGGGCUGCUUUACGCUUUCAGAACUGGACUUCCAAUUCUCUGUAAGAUAACAAGUAGUUUUGCCAUUUAUCAUCUAUUUUGCACAGUCGAUAGCUCUGUAGGUAGUCGAGUGCGAUGAGGACGAUUGGAAACAAAACACAUUUUAUCUCUAGCUAUCGAUCUUUACAUCAUUCCUCUUAACAUUCUGCACAAAGCGAGGGUCUGUGCAUCGAAAAGACGCACACACCACACGCUCUCUGAGUUUGUAAACCGAUCCUGCAGAUGUUUUUUGUUGGUUAUUUCUUUUCUGACUCCUUGGUGCGAGGCUGCAGGAGAAGCGGCAGAGGCCACGUUGUGCUGCGAUUAACAACGCAGUCCCCACUUGUGACAUUUUAGUCGUUCAGCCGCUCUGCUGAAAUGUCUUUAGCUCCGCGAGUAUUUUGUUUUUAUUCAUGUGGACUGUUUUUUUUUUUCUCUGUAUGUCGUAACAUAAUCAAUCGUCGUCAUUAAUAAUUGGCCCAGGUUGGGGCCAGGUGGCUCCGCCCUUAUCAACAAAAGGGACCUCAUUUUUUUUUCCCCACUGUAGGUAUGAAAAUUUUUUCGAGGUGUGGAUAAUGGAAGUCCGAUCGUCUGCACAUGACUGAACAUCUGUUUCAUGGCAUUAAUACGCCCUUCCUUUCCUGCAGAGCCACACCCAAAGGUGAAAGAAGGGCUGUUUGCAUGCAGUGAGUGGAUUUAGCUCCAGAUGAGGCGGUGUCUGAUGUAAUUAUUAACUCGUUUUACGUGUACGAUCUAAUGGAAUUCUACAAAAGGGAUCUUCUCUCCUGUCCUCUAUCUGUAUGCUUUUGUAUUACCACACGAAAAUAAAGUAAGGAUCCUUUAAGUGCCUGAAUUUA
This is a messenger RNA of Doryrhamphus excisus (bluestripe pipefish), 2568 nucleotides long. RefSeq names its product Golgi phosphoprotein 3-like. Gene Ontology annotation, biological process: Golgi organization; Golgi to plasma membrane protein transport; retrograde vesicle-mediated transport, Golgi to endoplasmic reticulum. Gene Ontology annotation, molecular function: phosphatidylinositol-4-phosphate binding. Gene Ontology annotation, cellular component: cytosol; Golgi cisterna; trans-Golgi network. The record is from RefSeq and is a predicted model, not a curated record. NCBI's taxonomy places the organism in Eukaryota, Metazoa, Chordata, Actinopteri, Syngnathiformes, Syngnathidae.